Molecule: messenger RNA, 1937 nt
Organism: Trichoderma asperellum CBS 433.97
Lineage: Eukaryota; Fungi; Ascomycota; Sordariomycetes; Hypocreales; Hypocreaceae
Biological process (GO): transmembrane transport
Cellular component (GO): membrane
Molecular function (GO): transmembrane transporter activity
Source: RefSeq, a predicted model, not a curated record
AUCAUAACCCGGCUCAUACACGGCCACGGAAAGAUAGCGCUUAUACAACAUUAAAUAGGCACUUUUGAGGCUUCACCAGUUAUCUGUCGCUGCAUGCACUCACGUGUAUUGUGCAGGAUUUGCCGAGUUAAUAAUUUCUCUGUCUCCCAUACUUCACUAUAUAUUAAGUGACAUUGCAUGGAAGUGGGAGUCGCUUAUAUGCAGCCGGGCUGGAGCUGAGACAGAACCAGAGAGAACAACAGCGCUGGCAUCGGUUUACUCUCUCAAUCCAAAGGUCAUAGCCAAGCUGCUGGCAAGAACUUCGCCAAGAUGGACUCCAAGAAGUCAGAGGUCGACGAAGUGACCGUUUCGCCAAUUCUUCACCCAAGCAAUGACACUAGCAAAGAUGCCAUCGCUCAGCCAAGCACUCUUUCACGUAUCAGUCGCAUCUCGUCAAUCUUCAUGGUUCUCGUCGGUGGCUUAGCUCUAUUUUCAGACGGCUACAAUGCGCAGGUCAUUGGAUACAUGAACCCUCUUUUCGCAGAGCUAUAUCCCGAUGCAUUCACUCCCACUAUCAAGACCAGACUUUCCAAUGCUUUUCUCAUCGGCGAAGUGUUUGGAAUGCUGUUUUUCGGAUGGGGAAUCGACAGGCUGGGUCGUCGGACGGGCAUCGUUUUUGCGACCUUGUUCCUCAUCAUAGGAAUUGUGCUGGCUACUGCGGCCCACGGAAACUCUCCCACCAGCAUGUUCUGGAUGAUGAUCAUAGGCCGUGGAGUUGCGGGUUUUGGUGCUGGAGGAGAAUAUCCAACUUGUGGUACUGGCAGUGCUGAAGCCUCAGAUGAAACUGCCUUUGUAAGACGCCGUCGCGGCAUGCUUGUUGCUGUAGCUACAGAUUUCGCUAUCGAUCUCGGCUUCGUUAUGGCCGGCGUCAUUGUACUCAUUGUUCUAGCUGCAUAUCAUCAACAUAUUAACGAUGGCGUAUGGCGCGUCUCAUUCGGCCUUGGCUUCGUCCUCCCAGUGGGACUUUUGUUCUUCCGUCUUCGCUUGAUCAAUUCAACUCAGUACCGAAAACACGCUAUAAAGUCGGACAUUCCGUACUGGUUGGUGAUCAAGCGCUAUUGGAAACCCAUGCUUGGAACUUCGCUGGCGUGGUUCAUGUAUGACUUUGUUACUUAUCCUUUUGGUAUCUUUGGUUCAACCAUCAUUGGGACGUUGAACCCCAACAACACUCUUGUCCAAAACAUUGGCUUCGGCACUGUUCUCAACUGCUUUUACCUUCCCGGAACCCUCAUCGGUGGUCUUCUCAUGGAUAAGAUUGGCCGCAAGCAGACCAUGGCACUGGGAUUCUUCUUGUGGUCUAUCCUGGCAUUCAUCAUUGGAGGCGCUCUCAAUCCCAUCACCAGCGUUUUCCCGCUCUUUGUUGUCCUGUAUGGCAUUUUCAACACUUUGGGAGAAAUGGGUCCUGGCGUUGGUACCUUUCUUUGUGGUGCUGAAUCGUUUCCUACUCCGGUGCGAGGCCAUUUCUUAGGCUUUGCCGCUGCCGUUGGUAAAGCUGGAGCUGCCAUAGGCACACAAGUUUUCACCCCCAUCCAAAACUCUUUCUCCGAUCCCCAAAAGGGCGUUCAGGGGGUCUUUCUUAUCGGAGCUGCCUUUGCCAUGGUUGGCUGUCUUCUUACAUGGUUCCUGGUUCCUGAUAAGGAGAAGGACCUUGAGAGCGAAGACGCGCGAUUCCGUGCCUAUCUCGAGGAAAACGGCUACGAAGGUACUUUUGGGGAGUCGAUUGACGCUGAGAUCAAAAGCUCAACUUUUCACAUAUAACUUGUAUUAUGGUAGAGGAGAAACGUUUGUGAAACAAUUAGAACGGUGAUUAUAGUCUAAAAGCUUUUUACGUUACACACUCACCCCGAAACCCUUUUUUUUUUGUUUGUGUAAAAUGAAAUAAACCAAUUCUGUAGCCC